AUGGCAGCUGCUCCAGAUGCUCCCUGCCUGUCGGAGCUCGGCGGACUCCCCAACAGGAACAUCAGCCUCGUCUCCGGCGCCCGACUCUGCAACCGGAGCACCGUCAGGUCCUCGCCCUACACGCCUCAAGCUACCGCUGCCUUCGCCAUCGCCAUCACGUCCAUGAUGCUCCUGACCAUCGUCGGGAACAUCCUGGUCAUCAUCGCCGUCCUGACGUCUCGCUCCCUGAAGGGGGCUCAGAACCUCUUCCUAGUGUCACUGGCAGCUGCCGACAUUUUGGUCGCCACGCUCAUCAUUCCCUUCUCGCUGGCAAACGAGCUGCAGGGCUACUGGGCGUUCAGCUCCAUCUGGUGUGAGAUAUACCUGGCGCUGGACGUCCUCUUCUGCACCUCCUCCAUAGUCCACCUGUGCGCGAUAGCACUGGACCGCUACCUGUCAAUCUCACGGCCUGUGUCCUACGGCGCCAAACGUACCCCGCUACGCAUCAAGGCGGCCAUUAUCGUUGUGUGGCUGAUCUCUGCUGUCAUCUCCUUCCCACCUCUUCUCACACUGGACAAGAGCGAAGGAGGCGAAGAGGUUUGCGAGCUAAACAACGAGCGCUGGUACAUCCUCUACUCCACCAUCGGCUCAUUCUUCGCCCCCUGUGUGAUCAUGAUUCUGGUGUACAUUAGGAUUUAUCAGAUCGCCAAGCAGCACACCCGCUGUCCACCUGGACAGAAGCAUAAAGCUGCAGCAGCAGGAGGAAACGCCGGUGAACCUUCUCCAAAGUUAUCGGAGCAGUCACAACAGAACGGGGAUCAGCGAAGCACCAGCCAACGGGAGAAAACAGACGCUACAAUGUCCGGAUCGGAUUCCAACCCGCCAUCACUUCAACACCCAAUUGAAGACACAGCUGAGCGCCAUCCUGAUACAGUCCAAAGAAUUCCCCCAAAGCAUGAAGAUCAAGGCAGGGAAGCACUCCCCGACAACACCUCCAGCUUCGGCUCUGAUGCCGAAUUAGAAAUCGAUGAGGAAGGCAUUCCAACAGGAGAAAAAUCAAAGAAGCCGAAGGAACAAACGUUUGAAACAUCCAAAAACAAAAGCUUCAAAGUUCAGGCACUGAAACUGGCCUGCAGGUACAAAAACACCAUGGCGACAUCAACCGGCACCAAACUGGUAGCCGAGGACACGCCCAAGAUGCAGGGGACGCCCACAUCCCGCCGCAAGGCCAUGGCAAACCGGGAGAAGAGGUUCACCUUUGUCCUGGCUGUUGUGAUGGGAGUGUUUGUGAUCUGCUGGUUCCCCUUCUUCUUAUCUUACUCCCUUCAGGCGGUGUGCCCAGACACUUGCAGCAUCCCCAACCCUUUGUUUAAGUUCUUCUUCUGGAUCGGCUACUGCAACUCAUGCCUCAAUCCGGUCAUAUACACUAUCUUCAACAAGGACUUCAGGAGGGCCUUCAAGAAGAUACUGAGCAGGGACACAAAAGGUACAUUCUUCUAG
Molecule: messenger RNA, 1479 nt
Organism: Stegastes partitus (bicolor damselfish)
Lineage: Eukaryota; Metazoa; Chordata; Actinopteri; Pomacentridae
Product: alpha-2A adrenergic receptor
Exons: 1
Coding region: 1-1479 (492 amino acids)
Biological process (GO): G protein-coupled receptor signaling pathway
Cellular component (GO): plasma membrane
Molecular function (GO): epinephrine binding; alpha2-adrenergic receptor activity
Source: RefSeq, a predicted model, not a curated record